Styela clava is the source of this 2227-nucleotide messenger RNA. RefSeq lists its product as uncharacterized. The record is from RefSeq and is a predicted model, not a curated record. NCBI's taxonomy places the organism in Eukaryota, Metazoa, Chordata, Ascidiacea, Stolidobranchia, Styelidae.
GCUUAUUACAAUACGCGGAGUGAAAGAAAGAAUGAAUGAACAACAAAGUCGAUGGGUUGCGGUGAUUCUCUUAUUGCUAUACAUUGAUGCAUGCCAAAGCACCAUUACUAAUAUAGUGUGGCUGUCUAUCCAGAGAAUUACAAACACGGACAUCACUGAUAUCACAAGUAUAAACAGCAACCCUGUCACGUACACAAUCUCGGGGAGUAGCAUAGAAUCGACUUCUGCAACCAUUACUACGGAAUUUGGAUACGAUAGACAGGUUUAUCGCCCAGAAUCGUAUGGAACAAACGAGCACGGAAGCGUGGAUGAUUUUGAGUGGGCCCAGCACGGAAUUUUUCCAUUUGUUGAAGUUGUAUGGUUGCCUAAUGAGAAUAGAUAUCACGAAGAAGGAUUCCAUAAAGUCUUCACAAGUUACAAAUCAGUAUCGGAAACUGGAAGCGUUGACGUUUUACCCUCCACUAACUAUGGAACGGGUACGAAUGUAUUGACCAAUAAUCAAUGCACUUAUUCGUAUGUGGCGACUCAAACACAAUUCACAAGUCACGAAACAAUCAUCGUUAUUCAUUUUGCAGUUCAAUCCUAUGGCCAGACUGUCAGAGAUAUACCUUUGUCGAUACAAUCUAGUAGUACUCUAUCCGAGGUACGCGUUUUAUUCGGGCAAAGAUAUAUUUUAUUUGGAUCUGCGCUGUUCAUGAAAACACAGACUAAUGAAAUGACUCUGCAAAAUGUUGGCGACAUCACAGAUAUACUAACGGAAAAAUUUUGUGCUGAAAUAGUGGAGCACUUCUGCUGCGAUUCAGGGACACAAGGGGUCAACUCUGAUGGAGAACCAAUUUGCACCUGUGCAGCAGGUUUUUUUGGUGAUUGUUGUGAUAUGACAUGUCAGCAAGGAAAUAUAAUAACCUUGCAGCCAAAUGGAGGAGAGAUCUGCGACUGUGCAUUGGGAUGGGGUGAAGAACAAUGCCGAAUUGAAAGUCAUGCCGCGCAUUUCGUUUCUAAAAUGAAAUACAAGAAAGAAUGCCAAGCUAAAGUCGCUGAUCACUACGACUAUCUAUAUUUACAUCUUGAUUCUGGUCUGCACAUAGCAGAAGUUGACAAUGUGGCAGAUAAAUUUGUAACGGAAAUCGACUAUACUAUUGGAACUAGAUCAACAUCCGCUAUUUUUGGACAAUUUGGUAGUAAUCCAGUCACACCAUAUGAGACAGUUGGGUCAGUAUAUACGAAUGAUUUUCUUUUUGCAAUGGAACUUCCUGAGAGAACAACACACGUUGGAACAUGGACGGUAUGGAUACUUCAUGAGGGAAUUGAUGCGAGCCUCACCGAAUCAGAAAUGUCCGGUCAUUUCAUAAGUGGCACCUGUGGCAUUUGGUAUCACGUUCUUCAAAGGUACAAUGCAGCUAAUUCGGAUUCAUCAGCAACAGCUGAUGUUUUCUUCGUUGUCGGACAAGCAGGGUAUUCGAAAUUUCCGACAAGCCUGUCUCUGGUUGCUGAUCUAGUACCAACCACAACUGAUGACUAUAAAAGUAAAUGCACUGUUACCGGUGAACUUUCUGGAUUGAUCUUAGGAUAUACUCUUAUUGUAACAGAUGCCGGAGGCCAAAUUGCAGAGGCUGAACUCCUCGAUCUUGUUACUUGUUACGCUGAUUAUGCUUGUGACUCGUUACCAAAGGCAUUUGAAUGUCAAAAUGGAGUGGUAACACUAGAAGGAAAUAUUCCCUCGUGUACCUGCAACGAAGGAUGGGUCGGGCCUGCUUGUAAAUAUCCAGCUUGCUGAAGUUCAUGGAGAGAGGAAAAAUUCUUCAGAUGGAAUCCAGAUGGAAAUUAUUUUUAUUUUUUAAAAAAGUCUAUUAUUAGUGUGUUGUAUUUUCGUUCUGCUAUGUUAUGUGAAUCUCAGCCCAAAACAAGCCACCUCAGUGCGUCGAGCAUAUUGGUUACCAAGCAGUACCAGAUUUCAUAGAUAUUUCUAGUGAGUACUGGCAAUUGUAAACCCUCUGUGUCCUUACUUCCAUAAACUACUGACAAAUUUGGAUGUAGAAUUAUAAAUGCUGUUUUCAGUUCGUGGAAACAUUAACUGGUACAAUAUAUAUUUAUUAUAUUAAUAUCGUGUUUUACAUUAAUUGUGAUAUACAGCAGUUCAACCGUAAACUACCUAUGGUCUUGUGAUAGGUAUAAAUUAUUUUCCUAUAUAGAGAAAUCGUCUCAUUGACUUUCCUCUGGGAUAAAU